GGUCACUUGUAUCCAGCCCAACGCCCUCCGCGGAGCACGGCCCCUGCCGCCACCCUCGCGCCACAGGAGCCGAGAGGCAGAAGCGCCACGUCCCCACCGGAGAAGGAGCGAGGCCGUUCCCUGGGCAUCCUCGCAGCAUCAUGACUCUCCAGGCUGAUUUUGAUGGUGCUGCAGAAAAUGUAAAAAAACUAAAAACAAGACCAACUGAUGAAGAACUAAAGGAACUAUAUGGAUUCUACAAACAGGCUACUGUUGGAGAUAUUAAUAUCGAAUGUCCAGGAACGCUAGAUUUGAAAGGCAAAGCCAAAUGGGAGGCAUGGAACCUGAAAAAAGGUUUAUCAAAGGAGGAUGCCAUGAAUGCCUAUAUCUCUAAAGCAAAAGCAAUGGUAGAAAAAUAUGGGAUCUAGAAUACUCAAAAUAAUUCCCACUAAUAACUAACUCUUCAGUAGCUAAUGAACUAACUCUGUUGAGAAAAAUGCAAUACUAACUCCUUAUUGUGUAGUCUGACAGUAAAAUCUUUUAAACAUAAGCUGUUUGACUGUAAAGGGUAUUUACAUACAUACUCUAUUUUUAGAUUGUAUCUUACUCUAAAUAAAUUUGAACCUAAUAAAUUAA
Aptenodytes forsteri (emperor penguin) is the source of this 615-nucleotide messenger RNA. It is a transcript of the gene ACBD7, whose product is annotated as acyl-CoA binding domain containing 7. Gene Ontology annotation, molecular function: fatty-acyl-CoA binding. Lineage: Eukaryota; Metazoa; Chordata; Aves; Sphenisciformes; Spheniscidae. The record is from RefSeq and is a predicted model, not a curated record. The coding region runs from base 141 to 407 and encodes 88 amino acids. Gene Ontology annotation, biological process: fatty acid metabolic process. The transcript is spliced from 4 exons.